This is a messenger RNA of Vombatus ursinus (common wombat), 9966 nucleotides long. It is a transcript of the gene RALGAPA2, whose product is annotated as Ral GTPase activating protein catalytic alpha subunit 2. Gene Ontology annotation, cellular component: cytoplasm; nucleus. The record is from RefSeq and is a predicted model, not a curated record. Bases 144 to 5762 code for a protein of 1872 amino acids. NCBI's taxonomy places the organism in Eukaryota, Metazoa, Chordata, Mammalia, Diprotodontia, Vombatidae. The transcript has 40 exons. Gene Ontology annotation, biological process: positive regulation of GTPase activity; regulation of small GTPase mediated signal transduction. Gene Ontology annotation, molecular function: GTPase activator activity.
GCUCUCGUGGGUAAGAGUGUGUGUGUGUGAGCGAGUGUGUGUGUGUGCCCACCUCGGCGCGGCAGUGACCGUAUGCAGUAACCCGGCGCGGCGGAGGCGGCUACCUUCCCCCCGAGGCUCGGUGCUCGGGCGCCCGCAGCGGGAUGUUCUCCCGGAGGAGCCACGGGGAUGUCAAGAAAUCGACCCAGAAAGUGCUGGACCCGAAGAAGGACGUGCUGACCCGCCUGAAGCACCUCCGAGCGCUGCUAGAUAUUGUAGAUACGAGUGAACUGAAAUAUUUUUUUGAGACCAACUAUUCUCAAAUAUAUUUCAUCUUCUAUGAAAAUUUCAUAACACUGGAAAAUAACUUAAAAUUAAAAGGAAAUAAUAAGUCGCAACGGGAGGAGCUGGACUCUAUCCUCUUUCUUUUUGAAAAGAUCUUGCAGCUACUACCUGAAAGGAUUUUCUUUCGAUGGCAUUAUCACAGUAUAGGAUCGACUCUAAAGAAGCUUUUGCACACUGGAAAUUCUGUUAAGAUAAGAUGUGAAGGAAUCCGGCUGUAUCUUCUGUGGCUUCAGGCACUUCAGACGAAUUGUGCAGAAGAGCAGGUGCUAAUUUUUGCCUGCCUUGUACCUGGAUUUCCAGCAAUUAUGUCAUCAAGAGGUCCCUGUACACUUGACACACUUAUAAAUCCUACUCCUUUUUCAUCUGAUACAAAGAUACAUCCUGAAGAAAUAACUCCACUCGUGCCAGCUGUAUCAGGUGAAAAAAUUGGUGAGGACCAAACCUGCUUUUUUCUUCAAGUAUUAUUGAGAUAUAUGGUUAUUCAGGCUGCAAGCUUGGAAUGGAAGAAUAAGGAGAACCAAGACACUGGGUUUAAAUUUCUCUUUACUUUGUUUCGAAAGUAUUAUCUUCCUCAUUUGUUUCCAUCAUUUACAAAAUUAACCAACCUCUACAAGCCUGUCCUGGACAUCCCCCAUUCAAGACCAAAACCAGUAUAUGUUACUGCAACUCGAAACAGUGAAAAUAUUUAUAGCACAAAAAUUCCAUAUAUGUCAGCUCGUGUUGCUUUUAUUAAGUGGAUUGUAACAUUUUUUCUGGAAAAGAAAUACCUAACUACAACUCAGAGCACUAAAAAUGGAGGAGAAGUAUUGCCUAAAAUCAUCCAGAAUGUUGGUGGAAUGGUACAAGAGAAAACUUCCGAGUUGGAAGUUAGUGGGCCAUCUGAACAGGACAAAAAUCAUUCUAAUAGCAGUACUUUGUCUGAUCGAAGACUUAGUAAUUCCAGCCUUUGUAGCAUUGAAGAAGAGCAUCGGACUGUAUAUGAAAUGGUUCAGCGAAUUCUCUUAUCUACGCGAGGUUAUGUCAACUUUAUCAAUGAAAUAUUUCGUCAGGCAUUUUUGUUGCCUUCCUGUGACAUAUCCGUAACCAGAAAAGUGGUCAAAGUAUAUAGAAAAUGGAUACUACAGGACAAACCUUUGUUCAUGGAGGAACCCGAUAAAAAAGAUAUUACUCAAGAUGAUGAUGUAAAUUUGGAAUUGUCAGUGACAGAGACAGAUAAUACACAGGCCACAACUGAGCAUUCUGGUCACAAACGAUCUUCAAGCUGGGGACGAACUUACUCCUUUACUAGUGCUGUUAGCAGAGGCUGUGUAUUAGAAGAUGAUAAUAAGAAUAUUAAAGCUGGUGUGCAAGCUACACUACAGGUAUUUUUGACAAAUUCUGCUAAUGUCUUUUUAUUGGAGCCAUGUGCUGAAGUUCCCAUGCUUUUGAAAGAGCAAGUUGAUGCCUGUAAAGCUGUUUUGAGUAUUUUUAGGCACAUGAUAAUGGAACUUGCAAUGAACAAAAAGACAUGGGAGCAGAUGUUGCAAAUACUACUCAGGAUAACAGAAGCUGUCAUGCAGAAGCCAAAGGAUAACCAAAUAAAGGACUUGUUUGCCCAGAGCUUGGCAGGGUUACUGUUUAGGACUCUUAUUGUGGCAUGGAUCAGAGCAAAUCUGUGUGUUUAUAUUUCUCGAGAACUUUGGGAUGAUUUUCUUAGUGUGCUGUCUUCACUUACUGACUGGGAGGAACUCAUAAAUGAAUGGGCCAAUAUCAUGGAUUCAUUAACAGCAGUAUUGGCCAGAACAGUUUAUGGAGUUGAAAUGACAAAUCUACCACUGGAUAAAUUGAGUGAGCAAAAAGAAAAGAAGCAAAGAGGCAAAGGUUGUAUUUCAGAUUCACAGAAAGCCACUGCAGUGGGAAGAUCAUUUUCUUUGAGUUGGAGAAGCCAUCCUGAUGUUACAGAACCAAUGAGAUUUAGGAGUGCUACUACAUCUGGAGCUCCAGGCGUUGAAAAAGCAAGGAAUAUAGUCCGUCAAAAAGCAACUGAAGUUGAAGAAUGUCAGCAAUCAGAAAAUGUAACAGGAGGUGAAUCUGGCUGCCUGUUGGUCAACCAGGAACAACAGAUACCCCGUAGCAGUAGUACUUCUGAUAUAACUGACCAGUUACAUUCUGAUUCUUAUCAAGGUAAAAAAAUAGAGAACUCACAGAAUCUAAGUUCAUCAGAUCCCAGACAAAUUCAGGAAAAUAAAGGACAUUUAAAGAAAGAAAAUGAAGGACCAACAGUUUUAGUGCGAAGAAGCAGCAGCCCAGCUGAAAUAGAUUUAAAAGAUGAUUUGCAGCAAACAGAAGGAAAAUGUAGAGAAAGACAAAAGAGUGAAAGUGUUAGCAGUGACACAUCUCUUGGCUAUAAUAAUGAGGUAGAGAUAACAAUGAAUCCAUGGCAUCCAUUUGAAGAAGACCAAGAACUGAAUACACCAACUGAUGUUGCUGUUGAUUCAGAUGCUAGACAUUGGUUACAGCUGAGCCCCACAGAUGCUGCAAAUUUAACAGAUAGCAGUGAAUGCCUUGCUGAUGACUGCAGUAUAAUUGCUGGUGGAAAUCUCAUAGGUUGGCAUCCAGAUUCUGCUGCUGUGCUAUGGAGAAGAAUCUUGGGAAUCCUUGGAGAUGUUAAUAAUAUCCAGUCACCCAAAAUCCAUGCCAAAGUUUUUGGCUAUCUCUAUGAACUCUGGUAUAAGCUAGCAAAGAUACGGGAUAACCUAGCAAUAAGUUUGGAUAACCAGACUUCUCCAUCUCCUCCUGUCUUGAUCCCACCACUCCGAAUGUUUGCAUCAUGGCUAUUUAAGGCUGUUACAUUGCCAAAUGAAUAUAAAGAAGGUAAACUACAAGCAUACAGGCUAAUCUGUGCUAUGAUGACCAGACGCCAAGAUGUUUUGCCAAACUCUGAUUUCCUAGUGCAUUUUUAUCUUGUUAUGCACAUUGGCUUAACUAGUGAAGAUCAGGAUAUCUUAAAUACUGUUAUAAGGCAUUGUCCUUCCCGUUUUUUCUUCUUGGGUUUACCUGGCUUUACAAUGCUGAUAGGAGACUUCAUCACUGCUGCAUCCAGAGUUCUUAGUACAGACAUGUUGGCGGCCCCACGUUCAGAAGCUCACACCAUUCUGGGCUCCCUGGUUUGCUUUCCCAACAUUUACCCGAAAAUUCCAUUUCUUCAGUCAGUUCCUGAAAUUGAUGGAGUCAUCACUGGACCUGAAGACAUCAAACAUUACCUCAUAAAUAUUUUACUGAAGAAUGCAACAGAUGAGCCAUGUGAAGGUGCAAGAUGUAUUUCUGUUUGCUGCCUCGGACUUUGGAUAUGCGAAGAGCUUAUUCAAUGUACAAAUCAUGCAAAAGUAAAAGCUGCAGUCAAUGUUAUAGGUGUAACUUUAAAGUUUCCAAAUAAGAUAGUGGCUCAGGUAGCUUGUGAUAUCCUUCAGUUGCUCGUGUCCUAUUGGGAAAAGCUUCAAAAGUAUGAUAACUCUCUGCCACGGAAAAUUACUGAAAUCCUUGUGGCCACGAUUGCAUUUCUUUUACCAAGUGCUGAGUACUCUUCAGUAGAAACAGAUAAAAAGUUUAUUGUUUCUCUUUUACUCUGCUUAUUGGAUUGGUGCAUGGCAUUGCCAAUGAAAACCCUGAUGCAUCAAGUGUCUACUGUUCUGGAAGAUCAGCAUUCAUCUAGAGCUCCCUUGCUAGAUUACAUUUAUAGGGUUUUGCACUGUUGUGUUUCUGGCUCAAGCACAUAUACCCAACAAAGUCACUACACAUUGACUCUGGCUGACCUUUCAUCUUCUGAUUAUGAUCCUUUUUUGCCACUGGCAAAUGUCCGGAAUUCUGAACCUGUACAGUACCAUUCCUCAACAGAACUGGGGAACCUACUUACUGUUGCUGAAGAAAAACGGAGGAGGAGUUUGGAAUUAAUCCCUCUGACUGCCCGUAUGGUGAUGACGCACCUAGUAAACCACUUGAGUCACUAUCCACUGAGUGGGGGCCCUGCUGUUCUUCACAGCCUUGUUAGUGAAAAUCAUGACAAUGCAUACUUUGAGUCACCUGAGCUUUCUUCUGAAGUCUUCAGAAGUCCAAACCUACAGUUGUUUGUAUUUAAUGACAAUACCCUUAUGUCUUACCUUCAAAUUCCUUCAGAAAGAACAGAAGGGAGGCCUUCAGGUGCCCUUUCUGAUGUUAGACUUAUUGUGAGAGAUAUCUCUGGAAAGUAUUCUUGGGAUAGCAAAAUAUUAUAUGGACCUUUGGAAGGCUGCUUUUCACAGAACAAGAGGAAUAGUUCUUUUGUGAUUUCAGACAGUAGACAGCAGACAUUGGAACCUGAGAAAGAUUUUUCUCAAACUGAAGAAGUAGAUGAUGUGCUUGACAAAUUACUUGAAAAUAUUGGCAAUGCAAGCCCUGAAUGCCUUUUGCCGUCCCAGCUUAACCUGAAUGCUCCUUCACCACCCCCAUUUGGAAUGAGUCAUUAUCAAGAAAAAGAGAUCAUCAAAGCAAUUUUGUAUCAGAAUUCCCAAGAAGAGGAAUAUGUACAUAGGUGCAGGUCUGAUGUUAUAAUGAAAGUUCCCAAUGAAGAACAGCCAGUUCCUUCUGAGCCACAAGGUCCAUUUUAUUUCUGUAGAUUACUGCUGAAUGACUUAGGAAUGAAUUCUUGGGACAGAAGAAAAAAUUUUCAUCUGCUGAAGAAAAAUUCUAAAUUGUUGAGAGAGUUAAAAAAUUUGGACUCACGUCAGUGCCGUGAAACUCACAAGAUUGCAGUGUUUUACAUUGCUGAAGGACAAGAAGACAAGUGCUCAAUACUGUCAAAUGCAAGGGGAAGCCAGUCUUAUGAAGACUUUGUUGCUGGGCUUGGUUGGGAGGUUGACCUUUCAACACACUGUGGAUUUAUGGGUGGCCUACAGCGAAAUGGCAGCACGGGACAAACUGCACCUUACUAUGCUACCUCUACUGUGGAAGUGAUUUUUCAUGUUUCCACUAGAAUGCCAUCUGAUUCAGAUGAUUCUCUCACCAAAAAGCUUCGUCACUUGGGAAAUGACGAGGUUCACAUCGUCUGGUCUGAACACACCAGGAACUACCGCAGGGGUAUUAUACCAACAGAUUUUGGAGAUGUUUUAAUUAUUAUUUAUCCAAUGAAGAAUCACAUGUUCUUCAUCGAGAUAAUGAAGAAACCAGAGAUUCCAUUUUUUGGGCCUUUGUUUGAUGGAGCAAUAGUGACUGCAAAAUUGCUGCCAAGUCUUAUAUGUGCUACCUGCAUCAAUGCUAGCAGGGCUGUGAAGUCUCUCAUACCCCUCUACCAAAGUUUUUAUGAAGAACGAGCUCUGUAUCUUGAAGCAAUAAUCCAGAAUCACAGAGAAGUAAUGACAUUUGAGGAUUUCGCAGCUCAAGUCUUUUCACCCUCUCCUAGUUACUCCCUCAGUGGAACGGAUUAGAAUAUGUAAAGGUCUCAAUACUGUAACUGACCAAGAUAGUCUCACUGCCAGUGUGAGUGCUGACCUUCCUGUUUCUGUUGGAGGAGAGUUGGCCAAUCAGACUUCUCCAUCACUAACCCGUGCUCCCAAACUCAAAAGCUCUGGGAGACUUCGUCGUUCUGCUAGUGCCCUCAGCAAAUCUUCAAAUUGAAGUACAUUAGAAACUGAGUCAGCUCAAAGAAAAUGUUUGGGCUAAGUCAAAAUAGAUAUAUCAACGAUUGUCUGAACUUCACAGGAUGAUUUUGUGCUAUAAAAUCACAGUUCCUUCCAAAGAAGAAAAGAAAAGUUCCACCAAACAAGUUUCACUUCACUCUCCCUUGUGCAUUGUGUGUGACUAGACUAGGAACAGCAAGUACAGGGGAUCUCGCAUGGCUUUUGAUGUGUAUCACAAGUAGCAGGUUGUCUGUGACUCAAGUACUUUUUUCUUAUUUAUAGGCAGAAGCACAACUGUCAUAGGAAGAUACAAAACAAGUAUUGAAGCAAAUUGUUUAUGGAAUUGUCUUUGGUUAUAUUGAUUUUAUUAAUAUUCACUCUCAUCGUAGGAUUUGUGUUUUAGUUUAAAAAAAAAACCAAACUUUCAUCAUCAUAGAAAACUGGCUUUCCCCAAGGGCUCUUUUCCUCAUGGCCCAGAAGUGAUUUCACUUCAGUUUGAUUCACUCCCUUCACUGCAUAGUCAGAUAUCAGGAUGUGAUUUUCCACCAGGUAUCCACUAGCACUGGCUAAGUUUUAAUGAUCAUCUGUAGAGCUUCCAGGUCUUUGUUGAGAAAUACAGCAGCAUUGAAGAUUCGACUUUCUAGGAAUACAGGUCAAAUCAAAUUACGGCAAUUGUAGCAAAUGCUCAUUCAUUAAUAAUUUUUCAUAUGGAAAAUGAUGAACAGGACAGUAUUCACUAUAGCAGAAGUUGCUUAGCCAAACAGAUAGUUUGAGUUUUGCCAUUUGAAUCUGUAACCUCUAUUACUUGACCAUCAUUCCAAACCUUGGAAUCUGUUUUCAUGCAAAUAUUAUCAUUAUAACAAUAACUAACUAGGAUGUGACUAGCACUCUUGAAGGACUUGAGUUCUAACGCACAGGAGAGCCUCAUUUGCUAAGAACACUUUUUUCUUUAUGCCCCAAAUCUUAACUUGAGCAUUCCCACCAUCAUAACUAUAAACCACAGAAGAAUUUCAGCAUAUAGAUUCCAUUUCUUCAGCCUCUUAAGCAAGACACAAACACGUACUCAGAGCCAACAUUGUGCAAGAUGUUGUGCUAGACGUAGAGAUAAAAACCAUCAAAUAUCUCUACAGGGCCUACUGUGUGCCAGGUGUGAGAUGCACUAUUGCAGAUGAGAUGCCAAUAACACACAAGGAGAAUUGCCUGGAAUUAACCCAGCUUCUGAGUAGAUAAAUAACUGUAUUUUGUGGCCUCAAUCAUUACUUUAUUCUAAUUGGCUAAUAUUAGAAACCUACUAGCUAGCUACUGAGUUCAAUAGCUAGUUAUUAAAGCUUCAAACUGCAUAAAGACUUUCGGGACACUCAGUACCUUUUGUUUUAAGAUCAUCUUCGAAGUGCAUAGAUCCCCAGUAGCCAACUUUGAACUUUUUUGUAAACCAGGAGAAAUAAACCCAGUCAGAGAAGGAUGAGAUAGGGAGAUGAGUGUGAGCAAGUCAGGACUGGCAGCUGGCAUUGUGAUGGAGCUCAAGGUCACAGAAGAAAAAAGAUCAUGUGAAUGAUAACUCUUCAUCUUUUACUUUUUUUCUCCUCUUCAUUUAUAUUUUCAUGCAGUUCUGUGAAAUACCUUCCUGACACCUUUCUUUUGAGGAUUUCUGUGAAGGCCAGCAGAAAUGGUACCUGUACAGCCUACGUACACAACCAUCUUGACCAUUUGAAAGACACUAACUUCAGGCAAAACAGUAGAACUCACUGUGGGUGGAGUCAGCCUAAAGCCCUUAGCUGACUUUUAACAGUGUGUUUGAGCCUAGUUGGUCAGGAGUCAGGAAAUCUCUGUUCUGUUGCUUUGCAGGCCACUGGAUUGUGUCCCAUAAGGAGUUUAGUAAUGAGAAUUCUUCUCUAGUUUCUAGAGACAUGCCACCAAAAAAAGUAGUAUGUGUGUGACCUGGACAUAGGCAGGUAGUUGGGUCAUUUCAAGGGACACGAGGGAAAAGUCAAUCACUUCAGAUUGUUUUUGCUUUGUAAACUAGUCUAUUUAUAUAAGUAUUCUCUGGCUCCUUAGCAUAGACAGUAUCAAGAAUAGUUGAUUUUCAAGGUUUUUUUUUUCCUGAUUAUGCCAGCAAAUACCUCAUCCCCAUUUUGUUAUGUUUUAAAUCUGCACAUGUCACAAAGGCAAACAGCCGUUUAGCUUUUUGUGGUUUUUGUUUUUUAAAUAAUGUAGAACCUAACUAAUAGGCUAAGUAAACUUAGCAUUUUUAAACUUGGAGUGGGCCCACAGAGUUCAUUGAGAUAACUAUUUGAGGAACAUGAUCAUCAGGUAUUAUGAAAGCAUGUGAAAUAACUGGGUUUCUAGGAGAGGUGAUGAUGAUGCAUGUCAACAUAUAAAAGGGCCAACUUAAAGUCCCCUUAUUUCUUAAUAAUUAUGUUACUGCACUACAAGCUUGUGCCUCUGUAUUUUGGGGCAUACUCUGGGCUGGCGAUCCCUUUACAAACUCUGAUUGUCAGAGACUUGAGACUAAGACCCUGCAGUUCACUUCAGGAUAGGCACAAGCAUAUUUUAACUCAUGAUUUAUUUUCUGUGGCAAAAAAGGGGGGAGGGGCUAAUUUCAUCUGCAAUUUUUAUGACCAAAAAUUAGGAAGAAAAAAAUUUAGUUCUUACUAGAGAUGAUUUACAUGCUUGGUAACAUUUAAUCUGGAGAUUUGUUUGUUGUUGUUGUUGUUGUUUUUUGAGGAAAAUAAUUUUAUGUACAAAUGGACUAUAAUCAUUUUUACUUUUGGGAUGGCAAAUGGAAAUGCUCGUUAUCUCACUUAGAAAAGCUAAUAUUGCACCUUCAUAAUAUAAUGCCUUUCAGCAAAAUUGAGUUGAUAAUCAGUCAGCACACACCCCUAGGUACUAGUGCUGACAAAUCACAUUAGCAGGUCAACCAUCUGUGAAUUAAAGUGUCCCUAAUUAGACCUAAAUGUGAUAAGACUUGUUGGUUUUAAGACAGUGUUAGGCAUGCCGAGUUCUCCUUCAUUGGCAUGUUACUUUAGCUGAAAGCUAAUGUAGCAAAAUCACACGGACUGUUUUUGUUCUUAAAAAAUAAAACUACUAAAAAGGGGGAGAAAUGAAACACCUAAACUAUACAAAAGCAAGAAAAUUCAGCCAUAUCAAGGGACUCUUCACAAGUGUCUUUAAAUGCAUGCAGUCAGUGACACAGGACCUAGGAACUACAGGGUAAGGGUAGGGUUUGUAGCCUUGGAUUGGGUGGCUUGUGUUGAUUGGCCAAACACUGAGCCUUAUUUUUUAAAAAUCAUGCAGAUUCAUAUAGCAAUGCAUCUUUCCUCAGGUCUAAUUAAUCUGUUCUUCCUCCAAUGUUGAAUUUGUUUUUAAUCAUGUUGUAUAACAAAUUGAGGAAUACCUUAAAACUUACUGUGACUUCUCCAUAAUUAUGUUUUUAUCUCUUCUGUAUGUGAAAUUAAAUUCUAUAUGGGACAAGCCAUUGUUUUUAGUUACAUUCAAUAUCUCUGUAUGAUAUAUACAUUAAGUGAAUGUUUUCUGUUUCCGCAUCUACAAUGUUUAGUGUGUGUGUAAAUAAGGAAAGGUAUUUGAUAAAUGCAGUAAAAAUUAACUUAUAGUGUGUCAUCUGCUUUUGAGUUUGUUUUUCCUUUAUUUAAUUUAUUAAAACACAACAUCAAGGUUUAAAAACUAGAUGACUUUCCAGUCCAGCACUGGAUGUUACUACUCCUUAUGUAAGCAUAUAUGGAACCUGCCUUUGCAGGCAUUUCUUCACACCAGGACAAGAACUGCUGGCAAAGGUAGGCCUAAUCUCUGAAAACAACAGGAAGAAAUCGUUCCUCUUGAUUACCAAAAGCUUGACUUUGGAGUUAAGAUUCUCUUUUGUGAUGAUGUAGUAUGUUGAUAAAGUAAUUUAGAAAAGCAGCACUUGUGUGCUAUAUAUUUAAUAUGUUUACUUUUUCAUUAUUUGAUGUGAUGAUUUGGUGGUUAUUAAUCACUAAUAAAACAUGUGUCAAAUUUA